GGAAGUUGAGCAUAACGAGAGGCACGUGACCGGAUCCUCUUACCUCCGUGCCGCUCCCGUUACGCAGAACAGAAAUCUCCCGGCCGCCAUCUUGGUGUUCCUUAUAGCGAAUUGAGCUCUCCUUUCAUUGGAUUCCAAAGUGCUUCGCUGCCUACGCAAGAUCGCUUAUGAUUGGGUGUUACCCCUCUCCAUAGUUAUACGUCAUCAGCUGACCACGGAAGGGUGGAAAGCUCUCAAAACAUCACAAGAUCUAAAGCUGCUGGAGGCGGUGAGAGUUCGCUGUGUACUGGAAGGAUGUCGUGUGCCAUCAUGUGUCCAGGAUUACUGACCGUUCUGCUGACAGUCUUUCUUUUACCCAGUUCAGUUCCAGAGCCCCUUAAAUACAAGGACUGUGGUAGCCAAAGUGGAAAACUAGUCACUCUUGAUGUGUCUCCUUGCCCAGAAGAGCCAUGCCCCCUGGUUCGAGGCAGCACAUACACCGUUAAUGCAACAUUUGUAAGCAAUGUAAACAGUAAGAGUGCUUCUGCUGUAGUACAUGGAAUCAUAGCGGGUAUUGCUGUCCCCUUCCCGAUCUCAGAACCAGAUGGCUGUAAAAGUGGUAUAUCCUGCCCGAUCAACAGUGGGCAGACUUAUACCUACGUCACCAAGUUGCCUAUCAAGAGCGAGUAUCCUUGUAUCAAGCUUGUAGUAAAGUGGCAACUUCAGGAUGAAAAUAACAAGGAUCUUUUCUGCUGGCUUAUCCCUGUUCAUAUUGCUGCUGUUUGAUUGGGGACUUGACACCGACCAUACUUCUGCUAAUCCUAUAGACACACACAAACCUCAAUUAACAUUGAUACAAGACUUUCUUCUUCUGUUCUGACUGCUGUGCAGUUAUAACCAUACUGAUUUUACAAUAAUAAAGAAUGAAUGAGAGCUCCCCCUUGCUUUUUUGUUUUUUAAUAAAAAAAAAACUUCCAUCCUUUUCAUGUUUGCUAACAUUUUGCAAAGGAAUUCUGUUUCUCUGGAAGCAAAUAAAACUUUGUCUUUAAGA
This is a messenger RNA of Xenopus tropicalis (tropical clawed frog), 1030 nucleotides long. Lineage: Eukaryota; Metazoa; Chordata; Amphibia; Anura; Pipidae. The record is from RefSeq and is a predicted model, not a curated record.